GACCUGGACGGCUGUGUCAUCCGACAGACCAACACUCAGUUUGCCUAUGGCUAUGAAUAUCUGGGAAACUCUGGGCGGCUGGUCAUCACCCCACUUACUGACAGGUGCUACAUGACCCUGACCACAGCCCUCCACCUCCACCGGGGAGGGUCCCCCAAAGGUCCUGCAGGCACUGGCAAGACAGAGACAGUGAAGGACCUGGGCAUGUACGUGAUUGUGGUGAAUUGCUCUGAAGGCCUGGACUACAAGUCGAUGGGGCACAUGUACUCUGGCCUGGCACAAACAGGUGCCUGGGGCUGCUUUGAUGAGUUCAACCGCAUCAACAUUGAAGUGCUGUCUGUUGUGGCUCAGCAGAUCCUUUCCAUCCUCUCAGCUUUAGCUGCCAACAUGACUCGCUUCACCUUUGAAGGCCAUGAAAUCAACUUGGUGUGGUCUUGUGGCAUUUUUAUCACCAUGAACCCAG
Molecule: messenger RNA, 463 nt
Organism: Sceloporus undulatus (fence lizard)
Lineage: Eukaryota; Metazoa; Chordata; Lepidosauria; Squamata; Phrynosomatidae
Product: dynein axonemal heavy chain 2-like
Exons: 3
Biological process (GO): microtubule-based movement
Cellular component (GO): dynein complex
Molecular function (GO): ATP binding; dynein light intermediate chain binding; minus-end-directed microtubule motor activity
Source: RefSeq, a predicted model, not a curated record